AUUGUCUUCUGCUGGUGCCCACAAAUUCCUAUUCAACACACAUCAAUAUGAGUUGCCAUUUCCCAUAUAAACAUAUCCAGAGAGGUAUCUACCACCACAACACUCAGCAAACAUCAAAGCUUUCUCUGCUUUUGGGUAACCUUACAAUCCUUCUUUUUUUCUCAUCUAUACUAAAACUAAGAGAUCAUGGCUAUUCUUCGUAUGAUCAAGAAGUCUUCUGCAACUAGAGAUAUUCCCAAGGGUCAUUUUGCUGUGUAUGUUGGGGAGAUGCAGAAAAAGAGAUUUGUGAUCCUGAUAUCAUUCUUGAGCGAACCUUUAUUUCAAGACUUGCUUAGUCAAUCUGAGGAAGAAUUUGGCUUCGACCAUCCAAUGGGUGGUGUGACUAUUCCCUGCAGCGAGGAUUUGUUCAUCGAUCUCACAUCUCGAUUGCGGAAGUGAGAAGGAAACCAGUCCCCAUUUUUUUAAUUACACAAUUUUGUAUAGUUGUAGUUAGCCAGGAUAGACACUCUGUACCGUUCAGAGUUAGAAGA
This is a messenger RNA of Solanum stenotomum, 530 nucleotides long. Its product is annotated as auxin-responsive protein SAUR21-like. Lineage: Eukaryota; Viridiplantae; Streptophyta; Magnoliopsida; Solanales; Solanaceae. Bases 187 to 438 code for a protein of 83 amino acids. The record is from RefSeq and is a predicted model, not a curated record. The transcript has a single exon. Gene Ontology annotation, biological process: response to auxin.